Molecule: messenger RNA, 3339 nt
Organism: Nematostella vectensis (starlet sea anemone)
Lineage: Eukaryota; Metazoa; Cnidaria; Anthozoa; Actiniaria; Edwardsiidae
Product: guanylate-binding protein 6
Exons: 10
Coding region: 163-2091 (642 amino acids)
Molecular function (GO): GTPase activity; GTP binding
Source: RefSeq, a predicted model, not a curated record
GGCUAAGGAAGAAAGUCUUUCACACUAGGCUUGGCUUUAUAAGGUACAGUGUGAACUAGUACGACAGUGUUACAUUCGAAAGUGUGGUUUACACAGAAAAAGAUUUAUUCAAAUCACUGAAAGCGGAUUUUCUACGAACGCGCUUGACUCAGCGUAUGGACAAUGGUGAAGACAGCAGUUCCGCUCAUUUUACCUGACAACUUCUCGUGGAAUGAAGCCACAGGCCAGUACACCAAGCUUGGAGAGGAGCGGAAAUCACUGGUCGUCAUCCCAAGAGCACUUAAGCUCCUCAGAGAUAUCAAGGGUCCCGUAUGUGUGGUGUCUAUUGCUGGGCCUUGUAGGAAGGGCAAGUCCUACAUUAUCAGCAAGGCGUUUAACCUCGGAGAGAUUUUUCCUCUCGGUCAUCUGAUGGAUCCUGAGACUAUGGGGAUCUGGUUGUACGUGGUGGACCAGAAAUUCAAAGACGCUAAUGGAAGGGAGGUGACGGUGGUCCUACUUGACUCUGAAGGAAUCAAUGCAACUGGAGCCCAAAAGUCCGAUGACCACAGCGUCUUUACCCUCUCCGUACUGCUCAGCUCGGUCAUGAUCUAUAACUCGGCAGGCGUUCCCACCCGUACUGAUUUAGAAGACCUUGACUACAUAGUCAAGCUUUCUCAACGCGUCCAGCUUCGCACAGGUCACACCAUCGCCGAGGACGCGGCGCUUCUGCACAAGACCUUCCCCUUCUUCAUCUGGCUUCUUAGGGACGUGGUACUCAAGCUUCCCACGGGCUGCUCAACCAUCAGAGACUAUUUUAUUAAAAAGGUACUCAACGCAGAGGAGAGAGGUCCCGCAAAAGCACAAAAGGCAGCAGAGAGUAUUCUCAAGUUCUUUCCUGGAUUUGACGCGUUCAAGCUCCCUCCCCCAUCCGACGACCCAGACAUCAUCCAGCGAAUAAACGAGGAAGCAGUUCAGGACAAGCUCAGUCCAAGAUUUCUAGAGGGUGUUGAGCAAUUUAAAAAUAUUUUGCAUCCUCGUCUUGUGGCAAAGACCUCUUUCAACGAGGGAGAGCUCGUCUCAGGGGAAGCUCUCUCAGCCCUUGUUCAACUGUACACGGAGUCGUUGAACACACCUGGCACAGUACCAAACGUACAGAGUGCGUGGGACACGUUCAUCCAGACGAAAUGCACAGAAGUCAUGGAAGCGGCAAAGCGCCUAUACAAGAAGGAAAUGACGUCCCGUAUGGAAGGCAAGCUGCCAUGUGACAAUGACGUCAUCAGGCAGGCCCACUUAGACGCACUCGACGACAGCCUGACCAUGUUCCGGACAGAGACGUAUGGUCUGUCCGCGCACAGCGUGGAGAAUUUCUUGAAUCAGCUGACGGAACAAGCUAAUGACGUCAUGGCGGGGUUUCUGGAGGAGAAUAAGCAUCUGACAGAGAAGCUCUGCCAGCACCUGGUCGUUGAACUGAAAGAGAGCAAGCUCGACCCAGUGCUGGCUCGUCUGAGGGGUCCACAGGGACACCAGUUAAAAUUUGCAGAGAUCAUUGCCGCUUUUUCCGCCAUUGAGCAGGAAUACCGAACUCGUGCGCGUGGCGCAAAAGAUGUCUGUGCGUCGGUAUUCUUCGCUUACCACCCGCACCUCCAAAAGGAGAUGGAACAGCACAUGGAGCAGCUGCAGGCGCUGAAGGACUACGACGAGAGGCUGACCCAGGAACAGGCAGAAAAGGCGGCCAUGGAGGAUCACAGGCAGAGGCUGGAGGAGGAGAAGAACAGAUUGGAAGAUGAAAAAAGGGUGAAAGAAAGAGAGUUCGCUCUGAUGAUAGAGAAACAGGAAGAGGACAAGAUGCGCUUGCAAGAACAGUUCGAAGAGAACAUGCGAAACCAGCGAGAACAGAUGGUGAACAUGAUGGAGGCGAACCAAGAAGAGCUACGGCGCGAGAGGGAGGUCAUCACCCAACAAAACAGAAACCUGGAGAACGUGAUGGAAUCCAUGAGGGAAAUGAUGGGCAAGAGAGACGAGGAGAUGAGUAGAAUUAUGGAGAGGAUGGUGGAGAUUGCAAACAGACCAACGCCACCCCCACCAAAAGGUGGCUCUUGCAUUAUCUUGUGAAAUGCUGGGCAUAAAGUAGCGCAAGGCUUAGUCCCCUGCGUCCACCUCCAGCUAAGCUGAUAAGACAUACCACGGCGUAGGCAGGAUGUUUUAACAGGAGAGGGCCCUAAAGGAACUUCCAAGGCAUUUUUCGCUGUAUUUUAGAUGUCUCAUACAUUUACUGUAUUUUUGGCUGCUAAAAAACGGGGGGGGGGAUGGGAAGGGCAGGGCAGGGCCCCCUUGGCCACCCUCCUGGCUACGCUCCUGCAUACAUUGCUAGACUUCUAGAUAUUGCCUGGUGUCGUUCCAGAGUUGAUACAUCCAUGUUUAUCUUAUUCCGUAUAUAAUUUAACCUUUGUUAAUAAUGACAAGGAAUGUCCUUAAAGGGGAGGUGUCAUGGUAAGAGAUUUGCAAUAGCUCUCCGGCCCGCACACAAUGAAUUUCAUUCAAAUUCUAUUAUUGACUUAUGAGCCUUUGGUGCAUGUAGGAUACUUUUAAAAAUUCAAAGGAAAUGACCACAAACUGUCAAUAAACAUAUUUUUCCAUAAAAUAUUACAUAUUAUUUUAACAAGGCAUUGACAGCUUAAAGAUCAACUGUUUGUAGUCAAUUAAAUCCCUACAAUAGACACCGACUCCAGACAUUCGCAGUACCAUGACGCUGCUCCUUUAAGUCGUAUGGGACGUUCUUAAAGUUUGAGAUCGAUUUGUUAAAAGCUUAUGAAGAAAAGCAGUGUUACAUUAUCAAUAUAAACCAUUGAACAUGGGGAAACCAUGUUGUAGCCUCAUGCGUGGAUGGAUAUUUUAUUAUGGCAAUGAAAGCAAGCGUGGAUUAUUCAGUAAAAGUCGAGUACGUGAUAUUGACAUGUGAUGAUUACCUACAAUCUCAUUCCUAGAGCCCGCGACCCUAUGAGCCAGCUCAUGCAUAUAAGGUUCACUAUAGUGUCUUUUAUCACCCUAACCCUUACCCUCUGACCCUAACCAUUGUUAUAGUGAACCAUGUGAAUGAUUAAAGCAGCCCAGUGGCAGCUGCCCAAAAAGAUCGCGGGCUCUGAUGACGAGAAUGUGGGUGGCCUACUAGUGCUUACCGGAGAAUGCACAGCAUACGUAGGUCCUUACCUUUGGGGUAUCGAGGUUGAGAAAGAAGGACUACGUCACAUAAUGACGAUUAAACGAUAUCGCGUAGCAGAUUGUCCUUCCUGCCCAUAUAAUGUAACUAUAGAUGCCUCGGUUUUUUUUCUUGUAUGUAAUAAAGAAGAUAGAAGAUGCAAA